UUCUGCCCUCGCAGGGGGGAUGCUGCCCUGGUCGAUGUCACCACAGCUCUGGAGACAGAGUCUGCCAACGGAAAGGACCCCCUGGAGGCUGCCGGGGACAAUUCCGAAGUGAUGGAUGCCCAGGCAGGGUCGGUGGAUGAAGAGAACGGGCGGCAGCUGGGGGAGAUAGAGCUGCAGUGUGGGAUCUGCACCAAGUGGUUCACAGCUGACACCUUCGGCAUCGACACCACGUCGUGUCUGCCCUUCAUGACCAACUACAGCUUCCAUUGCAACGUUUGCCAUCACAGCGGGAACACGUAUUUCUUAAGAAAACAAGCAAAUCUCAAGGAAAUGUGCCUUAGUGCUCUGGCCAACUUGACGUGGCAGUCGAGGACACAAGACGAGCACCCGAAAACUAUGUUCUCAAAAGACAAGGAUAUUAUCCCAUUUAUUGAUAAAUACUGGGAGUGUAUGACAACGCGACAGAGACCUGGGAAAAUGACUUGGCCUAAUAAUAUUGUGAAAACCAUGUGUAAAGAGAGAGAUGUGUUCUUGGUGAAGGAGCAUCCGGACCCAGGGAGUAAAGACCCAGAAGAAGAUUACCCCAAGUUUGGGCUUCUAGACCAAGAUCUUGCCAACAUUGGUCCUGCAUAUGACAACCAGAAACAGAACAACGCUGUGUCCACCAGCGGAAGCUUAAAUGGUGGAGCCUCUUUGGGAGGGGGAAUUGCUGCUGGUGGCAGUGGGAAGGGACGCGGAGCCAAGCGCAAGCAGCAGGACGGAGGGACCACGGGCACAGCCAAGAAAACCAGGAGUGACCCGCUGUUCUCCGCUCAGCGCUUACCCCCCCACGGAUACCCCCUGGAGCAUCCCUUUAACAAAGAUGGGUAUCGCUACAUCCUGGCCGAGCCUGACCCCCACGCGCCCGACCCCGAGAAACUGGAGCUGGACUGUUGGGCAGGAAAACCUAUUCCUGGGGACCUCUACAGAGCCUGCCUGUAUGAACGGGUCCUCCUGGCGCUGCACGACCGAGCUCCUCAGCUGAAGAUUUCUGAUGACAGACUGACUGUGAUCGGGGAGAAGGGCUACUCAAUGGUCCGAGCCUCGCACGGAGUGCGGAAAGGAGCCUGGUACUUCGAAAUAUCCAUGGAUGAGAUGCCUCCGGACACAGCUGCCAGACUGGGCUGGUCACAGCCACUAGGGAACCUCCAGGCACCUCUGGGAUACGACAAGUUCAGUUACUCCUGGCGCAGCAAAAAGGGAACCAAGUUUCACCAGUCGAUAGGGAAACACUAUUCGUCCGGGUACGGGCAGGGGGACGUUCUGGGCUUCUACAUCAGCCUUCCAGAAGAUACUGAGACAGCCAAAUCUCUGCCCGACACUUACAAAGACAAGGCUCUGAUCAAAUUCAAAAGCUACUUGUACUUUGAGGAGAAGGACUUUGUGGACAAAGCAGAGAAGAGCCUGAAGCAAGCACCCGGCAGCCAGAUAAUAUUCUUCAAGAAUGGUGCCAGCCAAGGAGUUGCCUUUAAAGACAUCUUUGAAGGAGUUUAUUUUCCUGCUAUUUCUUUGUACAAAGGCUGCACGGUUUCUAUAAACUUUGGGCCGUAUUUCAAGUAUCCACCCAGAGAUAUCACUUACCGUCCGAUGAGCGACAUGGGCUGGGGAGCGGUGGUGGAGCACACGCUGGCUGAUGUCCUCUACCACGUGGAGACAGAGGUGGACGGGAGGCGAAGCCCCCCCUGGGAGCCGUAAGCGCCGCGGGCGGCGCAGGCUGGAGGAGGAGGACACUGUGGGUACCCAGGCCCGGGGGGUUAUUCCAGAGGAACACACAUCCCUUGGAACAAGCAGCCAACGAGCACCCAAGCUGAAGCCAAGGCAGGUCUUUGGCAGGAUUUGUGUCUAUUUGUCACCCGCCGGCGUCGCGGUGUCCCAGUGUGUGUCGUGCUGGUUGGGGGCAUCUCCAGGAGCCUCCAGUGACUCCCAGUGUGGCUGGAGAAGCACGUGUGGUGUGGAGGUCACUUCUCCUGUGCUGUACCCAGGUUGUGUCAGCGACAGGGGCUGUAGCUGGGUGUCCCACUGUCCCUACACUGGCAGAAGCAACACUGACACUCGUGCUGUGCCUGACUGUCCCCUGCAGCCCCCGGCCAGAGGGAGGGUGUGACAAGACUACUGCAUGUGAGACUCAAACUUGAGCUUCUGGCCAAACUGUAUUAUUAUUUUUUUUUUUUUCCCCACAAACUGGAAACCAGUUUAAAAAUAAAGGCUUUUACUCUUA
This is a messenger RNA of Calidris pugnax (ruff), 2257 nucleotides long. It is a transcript of the gene ASH2L, whose product is annotated as ash2 (absent, small, or homeotic)-like (Drosophila). The record is from RefSeq and is a predicted model, not a curated record. Gene Ontology annotation, molecular function: protein binding; transcription cis-regulatory region binding. The coding region runs from base 112 to 1734 and encodes 540 amino acids. Gene Ontology annotation, cellular component: Set1C/COMPASS complex. Lineage: Eukaryota; Metazoa; Chordata; Aves; Charadriiformes; Scolopacidae. The transcript has 16 exons.